AUUUAUCCGUUUUUGACAUUUGUACGUCAACUAUGGCAGAAAAUUUGCAAAAACGGCCCCCAAAAGGGAUUUUGAAAAACUCCAGUAGCUUCGACAAACCCACGUCACAUUGUUCCCCCUCUCAGGCAAAGAAAGCCAAGGAGACGAAAUGGGACGAGAUGAACAUAAUCGCGACGUACCAUCCACCGGACAAAGAUUACGGCCAUAUGAAAGUCGACGAGCCUAAAACCCCUUUCAGUUACGAUAUAAAUGAUCAAAGUGGGGUUGACGGGUUAGACGCUACCGAAUUGGCGGAAAAGAUAAGGAUAGCUGCCAGUCAGCAACCCACAGUGAUGACAAUACCUGAUGAAGAAGAAUCGAGCAGUUCUGACGAUGAACAAAUAACUGAGGAGGCGAAACUGAAGCGGAAAGACUUUCUGGAAAAACGGAAACAGCACUACAACGAAGGCCAAGCCCUGCAGUUGGCAAAACAGCUGCUCGAAGAGGACGACGAGGAAGACGAUGCAGGCAGUUCAAAAAAAUAAUUUGAAUGAAGUAAAUAUAACUAAAUGUAACUAAAGUGAUACGUUUUUAAUGGUCUAGAUCGGGAAGACUUGCAGCAAAAGAUUGCAGCUUUUUUGGACAUGUAAAUUAGACAAAAUGGAAAUAACGUUAAGAAGUAAAAAUCUAACAAAACAAAUAAAUGUAUAUUUUUAAGUAAUAUCUGUGGAAAGUAGUGUGUGAAUGUGUGUUUGUUUAUUGUAAAAAUGAUAAAAAUAGUGGACUGUUUACUAUAAAAAGUCACUUUGACAUUUAAAUAAUGAUUGCUGUCAUCUACAUAACCUAAAUUAUUUGACAGUUGAAAAAAGGAAGUGUAUACAGCCACGUCGUUUUUACUAAAUAGAAGUGUAUAGUGUACAGUUUUAU
This is a messenger RNA of Brassicogethes aeneus, 906 nucleotides long. NCBI's taxonomy places the organism in Eukaryota, Metazoa, Arthropoda, Insecta, Coleoptera, Nitidulidae. The record is from the annotation of a GenBank genome assembly.